GAGGUGGAGAAACUGGUUCAGCAGUUCAAAUCACUGAAGAGCCAGGCGACCUACGACAGCAAGACCGUGACACUCACCGCGCAAGCUAUGGUUGGUGCGAAGGUUGAGGAGAAGUUCGACUUGACUUCCGAAGACAUCGAGCGCGCCGUGGUCCGUUACCACGAGGAACUGGCCACGAACAAGGAGUUUGCAAGUGUGAACAUGCAAAUGCAAAAGGCAAUGUCCUACCUUAUGGGCGCAGAGAAGGCCUGA
Messenger RNA from Symbiodinium necroappetens, 252 nucleotides. The record is from the annotation of a GenBank genome assembly. Lineage: Eukaryota; Dinophyceae; Suessiales; Symbiodiniaceae.